UUAAAAAGAAAGAAACUAUGUGCUGUGUUUGUACUUUUGUAUGAUUUUGCAAUUUUCAAUAUUUUUUUAUUUUUUCUAAUUUGUGAUUAUACCUUAAUCAAAACAAUUACAAAUCAUUGGCAGUUUUAGAUCGUUAAUAUUGUGUUUAUAAUUAACACAAAACAUAUACAACAAUAUGUCUAUCGGCACUGUUUAUGAAAAAGCUUACAAAGGUGAUUUUAAUCAAGUUAAAGUUAAAACUGACGAAGAUAAAACCUUAAUAGCUGCCCUAGAUCCAAAUAACAGACUACUCAUUCAUUGGGCUGCCCUAGGCGGUAAUGAAAAUCUCGUGGAUUUUCUUUUAGAUUUGGGCAGCCCUGUAGACCCAAUUGAUGACACAAACUGCACUCCUUUAAUAUUAGCCUCUUCUGCAGGAAGGUUAGAAGUUGUCAGACUUUUAAUUGGAAAAGGAGCUAAUGUAAAUCAUAAAUCUAAUCGUGGUCAAUCAUCAUUACAUUAUGCAUGUUCAAAAGGACAUAAAGAGAUAACAAAACUAUUAAUUGAUGCUGACGCCAAUGUAAAUGAGGUAGAUGUACUUAGUGCAACACCACUCCACAGAGCUGCAGCGCAGGGUAGAGCCAACAUAGUUGAACUGCUUUUAUCAACUCCAAACAUACAAGUAGACGUAUCAGAUUCCACUGGCUGCACUCCUUUGCAUUUGGCUUGCGAGGAGGAUAGAGAAGCUGUUGCCUGUAUGUUAGUUAAGGCUGGUGCGAAUUUGAAUAUAAGCAACAAAGAAAAAAAAACCCCAUUACAAGUAUGUUCUGAUAAGUUAAAAAACACUCUAAUAAACUUGACAGAUUAAUUUACUGAUA
Molecule: messenger RNA, 854 nt
Organism: Bicyclus anynana (squinting bush brown)
Lineage: Eukaryota; Metazoa; Arthropoda; Insecta; Lepidoptera; Nymphalidae
Product: 26S proteasome non-ATPase regulatory subunit 10
Exons: 4
Coding region: 176-844 (222 amino acids)
Molecular function (GO): protein binding
Source: RefSeq, a predicted model, not a curated record